Fusarium vanettenii 77-13-4 is the source of this 1311-nucleotide messenger RNA. RefSeq lists its product as uncharacterized. Lineage: Eukaryota; Fungi; Ascomycota; Sordariomycetes; Hypocreales; Nectriaceae. Gene Ontology annotation, molecular function: 3,4-dihydroxy-2-butanone-4-phosphate synthase activity. Bases 329 to 1036 code for a protein of 235 amino acids. The record is from RefSeq and is a predicted model, not a curated record. Gene Ontology annotation, cellular component: mitochondrial intermembrane space; cytosol. The transcript has 2 exons. Gene Ontology annotation, biological process: riboflavin biosynthetic process; aerobic respiration.
CUUGAUUCUACAGUUGUUCCUCUUUCUCAAUUCCAUCCUCCUUCCACCGCUUUCGUUGUUGUCUUUUAGAUCACGGGCCGAACCCCUCCCCUCAGUUGGAAAAAAAGUUCCCCGCCGCCCUCCGUCUCCGCCUCCGGAACCGAGCCCGCUCUUCCUCGUGUACUUGCCCAUCGCAAAGCGUCGCAUUGCUAGUCGCAUUACUGCUACUCCUUCAAGCCGAGGUCGAAGAGUCACGCGUUGCUCUAUCAGCCCUUGAUCGCCAAUUCCUAUACCUCCGCGCUCAAUUCCUUUUCCAUCUACCACCCGUAACCCUCUCACAUCCUUCAUCAUGCCUGCGACAAUCGCCCAGAACCAAUUCGACUCGAUCCCCGACUCAAUCGAGGCUUUCCGAAAUGGCGAGUUCCUCGUCGUCCUCGACGACCCCUCCCGUGAAAACGAGGCAGAUUUGAUCAUCGCCGCUCAAGACGUCACGACCGAGAAGAUGGGCUUCCUCAUCCGUCACUCUUCUGGCUACGUCUGCGCACCUCUCUCCCCAGCUCUCACCACCGCCCUCGACCUCCCGCAGAUGGUCCCCAACAACCAGGACCCUCGUGGAACCGCCUACACCGUCUCCGUCGACUCGGCCGACCCCUCCGUGUCCACUGGCAUCAGUGCCCGCGACCGCGCCCUCGCCUGCAGGACGCUCGCCGACCCCGCCGCCCGCCCAGAGAGCUUCCGCCGCCCGGGUCACAUCCUCCCCCUCCGAUCCCGUCCCGGUGGCGUUCGUCAGCGCCCAGGUCACACUGAGGCCGCCACCGAGUUCUGCCGCCUCGCCGGCAAGGUCCAGGCUGCCGCCAUCUGCGAGAUGGUUGACGAUGGUGAGGAGGCACCUGGCCAGGCGAUUCGUAACAACCACGGCAUGCUGAGGGGAGAAGCCUGCAUCGCCUUUGCCCGGAAGUGGGGGCUCAAGGUGUGCACUAUCGCCGACCUGGUUGCCUACGUUGAGAAGACUGAGGGCAAGCUUGAAGCCAACGGGUCUGAAACCAACGGUAGCUGAGAGGGUUGAUGAAGUUGUGGUUGUGGUUUGGAGCGAGGCAUGGCGGAUCAUCCACCACCAUAUCUUUCCUAGUAACGCGGCAUGUGGCGGCAGUCUUGCUUGAUGGAUGACGAAACGGCUUGGUUCAUCUGUUGACAUGUAUUUUGCUAUAUCUGUUUCUUGAUUCCAUGGGGUAUUUGGCAUAGACCGGGGUUUGUUCUGGCGUCCAGAAAACAGUGGCAGUCAAAAGAGAAGGAUGAGACAAAUCAGAGGACGCCCUCACUCUUCCCCCUCCG